This is a messenger RNA of Panicum virgatum (switchgrass), 2682 nucleotides long. RefSeq lists its product as uncharacterized. Lineage: Eukaryota; Viridiplantae; Streptophyta; Magnoliopsida; Poales; Poaceae. The record is from RefSeq and is a predicted model, not a curated record. The transcript has 6 exons. Bases 886 to 1236 code for a protein of 116 amino acids.
CCCUCCCUGACCUGUCGGCGCCGACCUCAUCCUCGCACCGCGAUGGGGUGCCUCUCCUCUGCGGCGCAGAACCCGUCCCCUCGCCUCGUCCUCCACUCCUCCCACCCCCUCCACCUCAACUUCCCCCCUCCCCCUACCCAUGCCUCUCUGCCUGGUCCCCCGCCCCGGCCAGCGCGGCGACCUCCGUCCGAAGCCCUUAGCUCGACUUCAACGACCGGCGCCUAGAUGCGGCUAGGCGGUCGGCCUCACCUCACCUCCACCGCACCUCCCUUUCCGCGUUUCCAUCUCGCCUCCCACGCCGCCUCUCGCGACCCGGACAGAUCGUACCCUCCCGGCACGGCGGCCAUGGAGAGGCUGAUCUCUUUCGUCAACAAGCUGCAGCGGGCCUGCGCGGCCCUCGGCGACCACGGCCAGCAGAGCGCCCUACCAACGCUCCAGAGCUCGCUGCCGGCCAUGCAGUCGUUGGAGGCCAGGUGAUCUGCUCCCCUUUCUUUGCACGCAUUUUGGGUUGGUUCCUAUCAGAUGCAAUCACAACUGCGCGGGGCGACUAUCACGGGUUGCUUGUGGCCAUGGAUGCCCCGUCCUCCCUCUCCUCCCUUCCCUUCAUCUUCCUCACCAGGCAAGGUAAGAUUCACCUCUGUGUUUUAGCUUCCUUUACCCUUUGGGUGGACAGAAGAUUGACCCAGUAUGCAGUAGUCCGAUUUGGGCGAGGAACAACUUUAUGAGAACACAGGGUAGCAGCCUAGCAAGCCAGUCGGUCAAUGCUUGCAUCCUGCAGUGUAGCCACGGAAGUGGUCCUCACCACUGAACAGCAACAUUCAGCAUAAUUAAAUCCAAUUGCUUUGCAUCGAUCACAGCAAAACAAGAUGCCUAGGCGAUAGAUAAAUGAUCCUUGCAGGAAUAUUGGUUCAGAGUCUACACAAAAACAGCAGGCAUGAUACUAAUAGUGUGGACUUUACCAAGUUACAGCACAUGCCUCACCAGGGUUUGCUCUUGGUAGAAGGUUCCAGUUCUGUGUCCCAGCAGGCUAUUCAGGAGAGAAGCAGGGUUGAGGAGAUUCGAGUGCUGUUCAAGUUUAGCUGCUACUUGGGCGCUAUAGAAUGUCAAUGGAUUGAACCAAUUCUAAUCGCGAACCCAGAGAAUAGAAGUGCAAAUGCUAGUGAGUUGGCUUGGCUCCGGAGUCGAUUGAUUUCAUCGCAUGGACUGAUUCACAUGGUAGGUUCCACGCCCACGUGAUUACCAUCCCGUCCAGCAGCCACCCUUAACUUUUCCUUCUAUCAUCUUCCUGUCUCGCUACUUUUUUGCUGGUGGAUUCUCCUUUGCUCCCGAGCUUCCGCCGGCGUUCUUUUUGCGGAGAGCGAGUAGGAGCAGAUCUCCUAGUUUCAUUUUGCGGUUUCACAAGAUGGCCAUAGCAUUUAUUUGCCAUGCAUAGGAUUGGACAUGGUCGGAUAAAAUGUAACUCUUUAGCCCCCAAUGCUAGUUUCAUAGUCUUGAAAACAAUGCAUACAAAGUUUCAUCCUAAUGCCAAUCUCAACACAAGUUUCAUAGGAGUUUCAUACUCAUUAAAUGGUAUGCCAGAUAAGCAAAAUUGGUGACAUAACAUAGAAUUUAUGGAGAGAGAGAGAGAGAGAGAGGAGUUGGGUUUCAUGGCGGUGAAACUUGGUGUACAUAGUUACCAAAACUAUGAAACUAGAACAAACCCCCCAUUGAGAGCAACUUGUUUCAUCAUCACAACUUUUCUGAAUCUCAUGUGCUCAUGCUUAAUAUGCUAGUAAUUAAUUUAGCUACAAUUAUUAGGGUUACACAAUUAAUGUGGCCUAUUUUAUCUCAACACCAUACAACAAUUAAAUGCAAUGUCUAAUACAUGAAAUGGUGAAGUGAAACUAUGCAUUGUGAGAUGUUUCAUGCAUCAGCCUAAACCUCUAAACAUGAUGUGACCCCCUAGGUAAUCGUGCAAUGAAACACUCAAUUGUGUUGAGAAUGGCCUAAUAAUGAAAACACUCUCUUUCUUCAUAAUUUUAUUGCCAUGUCAUAAAAAAGUGCUGAUGUGUCACAUCAUUAAAUGAGAACGGAAUUCUCAUGAAACCUCCACUACCAAUGGCCAGAUGCCUUUGAACUUGUUAUCUCAUAGUCUGACAAGAAAACAAGCAAUAGUACAGUGCGUGUAAUAGUGUUGAUAUCAGUGGUAAGUAUGACAUGUUGUAUACGGUAAUGCUAACUAUGGACACACAAAUGCUAUCCGAGCAGCCUGUCCUGAUUGUGAAGUCAGUAAAGAGACAAUCCGACACGACGUGGUUACUCUCACUUGGUUUCACAAGAAAUGAGCUAGCAUAUAUAUAUACUUCAGUGAGUUCCACAUAUGCACGCCUUUCUGAUGCCUCCCUUUCCAAUUUGAAUUUAGCGUCUACACUUCACCUGACUAGUGGUAAUUCCUGGUUCAUUUUCAUCAUCUACCUUAUUUCUCUAGUGGUCCAUAAAACGAAUGGUUGGGCAUCUUUAUUUCUUUUUUUUUUUGUCCUUUUCACCACGUUUAUACUAUAAUGAGAUCGAUGGAUGUGUAUUGGACAAUAACAUCCAUCAUGAUUAUUCAACGACCAAGUGAAGAAGUUCAGAUCCUGUAAUAAUGAAGAGGAAUGAUGCCAAACAUUGAGGUAUAUGCAAAUGAUGUUCUGUGUUGGUGGA